Molecule: messenger RNA, 801 nt
Organism: Emericellopsis atlantica
Lineage: Eukaryota; Fungi; Ascomycota; Sordariomycetes; Hypocreales; Bionectriaceae
Exons: 3
Coding region: 1-801 (266 amino acids)
Molecular function (GO): protein binding
Source: RefSeq, a predicted model, not a curated record
AUGGGGGAGGGCGCCGAAGCAGCGGAUGCGACCGCUGAUGUUGCUGAGGUGGAGGCCACUGGCGAUGACACGGAGCUCCCCUUUGCUGGAGAGGAGACCAUCGCAGACCCUCGGACAACCUUUAUCAGCUAUUUGAUGAGCCCGGUGAUCAGGCUUGUCGUUGGCCCUUCGGACUCCUUAUCCAGCUUGACAGCUCAUCAGGCGCUCCUGACACAGAGCCCUUACUUCGCCGAGGUGUGCAAGAGCUUUGUGGACGAUGGCAGCCCCCGUCAAAUCGAGCUUCCGGACGAGCACAUUGAGGCUGUCGGCAGCUUCCUCGAAUUCCUAUACACGGGCGAAUACUUCCCCAAGAAGGUACCCGGCACGCGCAACCUCGAGACCGAUCCUGCUGCCCCGAGCGUCGAUGACACGGGCGACCAGCUGCUCAAGCACGCCCGCAUCUACACACUCGCCGAGAAGUAUAGUGUGAACGGCCUCAAGACGCUCGCGAGCUCCAAGAUCCACUGCGUCAACUCGACUGCCAGGGGCGAGAUUGCCUAUGCUCGCUACGUGUACCAGUACACCCCCAAGGACGACACGACGGUGCGCGCGCCGAUUGCGAGUUUCUGGGCGACAAGGUCGCACACUCUGCGGUCCGAGGCCGAGGCCGAGUUCAAGGCAUUGUGCUUGGAGUUCCCCGAGUUCGGUUACGAUGUUCUCACGCGCGUGCUCGACGACAAGCUCAAGCGGGAGCGCAGCGACAAGAUGCACCCUUCGACCGGCAGCGGUCGCAAGCGCCCCCGUCACAGUACCGGCGCGUGA